AUGUCUAUAUUCACAGAAACAACUGCAGAACUUGCUGCCUGCCUCUCCGAGGCGACAAUCUGCUCCGGUGACAACUGCCUUGUCCCAACAAAUAACUUUCAUUCAACAUUGAGUCUGGCGUUGAGCAUUGUGGUCACCGUCAUGCUGGCAAUAAUCAUGUUCAGCAAGGGCUGCGCCGUGGAGGCCCCAAAACUUUGGAGGCACUUGAGGAGACCCUGGUGCAUUGUUAUCGGUUUCCUCUUUCAAUUUGGCAUCAUGCCUUUCACUGCAUUUGCUUUAUCGCUUGCCUUCAAUGUGCGACCACUUGAGGCCAUUGUCAUCAUUAUUCUGGGUUGCUGCCCUGGAGGCUCCAUUUCCAAUAUUAUCAGCCUUUACCUGGAUGGCGAUAUGGACUUAAGUAUCAGUAUGACAACCUGCUCCACCAUCUUGUCCUUGGGGAUGAUGCCACUAUGUCUGCUUGUAUACACCUCCACCUGGACUACUUCAGGCAACAUCCAAAUCCCAUACGAUACAAUUGGUCUCACUGUUGCAGCCAUCGUCGUCCCAAUCACUGGAGGAAUAUAUAUUAAACAUAAGUGGCCCCACAUGGCUCAAAUGAUCCUAAAGGUUGGGGCCGUCACAGGCUUUAGCUUCCUUGUCAUCGUAUCUGUGAUUGGGGCAGUUCUUUACGAGCAUUCUUGGAUCUUUAACCCUUCCCUUUGGAUCAUCGGGGCUAUCUACCCCUUUAUUGGUUUUGGGAUGGGUUUCCUUCUGGCCCGAUUUGUGGGUCAACCAUGGUACAGGUGCCGGACAAUUGGUGUGGAGACUGGCUUCCAAAACUCCCAGUUGUGCAACACCAUCAUCCAGCUGUCCUUCAGCCCCGCUGAACUGGAGAUCAUAUUUGCCUUUCCCGUUCUCUAUAGCAUCUUUCAGCUGUUGUGGUCUUUCCUGAUUGUUACGGGAUACCAAGCCUAUAAAAAGUCCCGUGGCCUUGGAUCAAUUCAAAUAAAUUGUGAACUUCCAUCACUGGAGGAUGGCUCUGUAAAAGAAGCAAAAAAGACACAAUAUGAUGUGGACAACAAUGCCUUUGAAUUGAACAAAGACGAAACGGCACUUUGACAAGAACAACACCCAGCUUUGAGCUUAUGGCUCUGCUGAUUUACCAAAAUGGCCUCCACAAGCAGGCCAACACUGUUGACAGCUCCAUAGUGUAAACACACAACACACUCUGCAGACUGGGCACUGUGUGCAACUGAUUUACUGUAUUUGAAAUGUUUCAGACAUAUAGC
Messenger RNA from Syngnathus typhle (broad-nosed pipefish), 1268 nucleotides. Its product is annotated as ileal sodium/bile acid cotransporter-like. The record is from RefSeq and is a predicted model, not a curated record. Gene Ontology annotation, biological process: bile acid and bile salt transport. Lineage: Eukaryota; Metazoa; Chordata; Actinopteri; Syngnathiformes; Syngnathidae. Gene Ontology annotation, cellular component: apical plasma membrane. The transcript has 6 exons. Gene Ontology annotation, molecular function: bile acid:sodium symporter activity. The coding region runs from base 1 to 1098 and encodes 365 amino acids.